AAAACGCGAACCACCCUCACUGUGUCACUGCUUCACCACCUCAUUCAGAGCCAUGAGUUGGUGGAUGAAGCUGCUUCUUUAUUUCAGACACUAAAACUUUCUAAUGAAACCCACAACAACUCUCUGACGAACAGCUUCUUGUUUUUUUUUAUUUAUUUUCCUCGAGGAGUAAAAAUCACUUUUAAUCUACGACGGGAGAAAACCUCAGAUGGAGCCCAGUCGUACAGAAGACGGACAAGUCGAGGAGAAAGUCGUUAAAUCUCCACCUCCCAAAGUAAUCCUCAAACAUGGCCAGGAGCUGGAGGAGGAGCAGGAGGAGCUGGCCGAGCACCAGCCUCUGGAGCAGGAGGACCUGAACUUCGAGAGAUGGAAGCGAAGACCGAUUCCCAAGAGAACCCUCCACCAGAAGAUAGACGACCUGAAGACGUACUUGUGGAAUGCAGAGACCAACGAGUUCAUGGGUCGCUCUGGAAAGAGCUGGAGCCUGAUCCUCCUCUUCUACGCUGCCCUCUAUCUGUUCCUAGCAGCCAUGUUUGGAGGCUGUAUCUUCUGUCUCAUGUGGUCCAUCAGUCCGUACCACCCGACCUUUAACGACAGAGUGAUGCCACCAGGUAUGACCAUGGCCCCACACCUGGAGGGCCACGACAUCGCCUUCAACGCCACAGACCGUAAGUCGUGGAAAAAGUACACCAGGUCUAUGGACGAGUAUCUACGACCGUACAACGACGGAGCUCAGGAGAGGAAGAACAUUCGCUGCUCUCAGACGGGAUACUUCAUGCAGGAUGACCUGGAGGAGAGUGCCGAGAGGAAGGCCUGUCAGUUCAAAAGGUCCUGGUUGGGCGAGUGUUCGGGUCUUAAGGAUCCUCACUACGGUUAUUCCCAGGGAAGGCCGUGUAUUCUGCUCAGAAUGAACCGGAUUCUCGGUUAUUUACCUGGUGAAGGUAAACCAGUAAACGUAACAUGUGAAGUAAAGAAAGGAGCCGCGGCAGCUCUCGGAGAAGUCCAGUUUUUCCCCAAGAGUAUUUUUGACCUGAAGUACUACCCGUACUACGGCAAACUUCGACACGGAAACUACUCGGCUCCAGUUGUUGCUGUUCGUUUCGCCUCGGUCCAGAACGGCGCUCAAAUCCAGGUUCAGUGUAAACUGAACGGAAAAGGAAUCAUUAACGAUUCUUCCACCGACCGAUACCUGGGAAGCGUCACCUUCUCCCUGGAGGUCGGAGGUUAAAGCGGAGACACCGGUCGACGCUCUACAAAAAAAA
Molecule: messenger RNA, 1262 nt
Organism: Cynoglossus semilaevis (tongue sole)
Lineage: Eukaryota; Metazoa; Chordata; Actinopteri; Pleuronectiformes; Cynoglossidae
Gene: atp1b4
Product: ATPase Na+/K+ transporting subunit beta 4
Exons: 9
Coding region: 209-1228 (339 amino acids)
Biological process (GO): sodium ion transport; regulation of DNA-templated transcription; potassium ion transport
Cellular component (GO): nuclear inner membrane; sodium:potassium-exchanging ATPase complex
Source: RefSeq, a predicted model, not a curated record